AUGGGCCUUGCUGCCUCCUCGUCCUCACGAGCUGACGAUCCGAACGUGGCCGCUCGUGAGUACGACGAGCAGGAUCAGGGGUGGGCGUCCUGCGAAGAGGAAUACGUCUCUGAACAGCAGUGCAUCGACCCUCUGAGCAUGCCCGUUGCCCACAGUGGUGGCCAGCAAAGACCACUGUACACAUCGGCGCUGUGGGAACCGUCAAGCGGCUCAGAAGGCAGUGUCGGGAUCGAGGUCCCGGUCACCCAAGCGCCUGAGCAAUUCUUGACACAGGAAGUUUCGCCCACAUGGCUUGGUCCUCGGCCGGAACUUCUGCAGGCGAAGCCAAAGUCUUAUCCUCGAUUUGAGGAGGCGGUGCGAAGCCACAGCCCAAUGAUGCCGCUCCUUUCAUCUUCUUCCUCUUCUGAAGUUUGCAUUCUGAGCUUGGUGGACGGUUUGUGUUACUCUCAUCCUGCUCCAGGAAUCGCACUUCGACAGGGGAACCCAGGCGCAUCUCCAAACGCUAAGGUUCAUCCGACGGUGAAGAACUACGUCUGGCUGGCUGAGGGCACAAUUCAGGAUCUCAGAAAAUUUGUGGAACAGCAGUUUGCAGGGAAGGCCAAGAUUGACAAUCUUCGAAAGUUGUUGAACACUGUGGAAACAUCUCAGGCAUCUUAUUGUUUGAUUGCAGUUACAACAGCGCGAGUCGGCAUAUCGGGCAAGCUGGGUAUGCUGAAAGCCCUUGCACCUGGAGGCCGCUUUUUGUUGCUAGACGACAAUAGGCUGAUCGGGCAGGAAUUUCCUAGAGAAGGAGCUGCAUUCAUUCAAAUCAAAAAACCAUCUGAGGGGCUCUUCGUUCCGUGGGAAUGGUCGGCCUGGAGCGUGUCAGAUCCACACGUGAUUGACUUGAUCAAGACCUUUCUGCAAGAAGAAUCGGAAGGUAGAGCCCAGGGCUUGGAACAAUUGGCACAGGAUGUUUACAAACAAGCUUGCGUUCGCAUUCAAGAGUUGGUCAAUGUGGCUGAAAUUUGUACCAAUCCAAUUGCAGUCAAGCUUCCAGUUUGUCUCCAGUCAGCGAAUGCCCGGCUUGAGGAGAGACUGGCUGCUCUGAGCGCCACUCCACCAGAUGCGUACCGUGAGCCAGAGGAUGUCAAUGCUCGUGCCAUUGAGCAGGCACUCAAGAGUCCUAAGAAAACCGGACAGCCGUCCAACAAGACACCAGCUGUGCCAGCCAAAGCAUCGCCAGCAGGUCCUUCAGUCACUGAAGCGGUUUCGAGUCCGGCUCCGCCAAAGAAAGCAGGUGCGAAGCCACCACCGACAGCAAAAUCCAAAAGCGCUGGAAAGCCCAUGUCAGCCGCCGAUAAGGUUGCAGCUGCAGUCGCAGCCGUGGCUGCGCUUAGUUCUAUGGUGACGCCCUCUCAGGCCAUUGGCAUUUUGGAGGGGGCUGCAGACACUGGUGCCGGCCAGCAUUUGGUUUCGUAUGAAGCGUUGAGAGAGCAAGGCUAUCAUGACAGUUGGAAGUUGGACUUUGGCCUCAGGUACAAAGGUGUUUUGAUCGUGCUUGAUAACGAAGUUAACAACUGCGAAGUUGAGCAAUCUUUGCAAGAUGAGGAACCCUCACAAGUUGUGAGCACCAGCGACGAAGUGCUGAUCCAGCAUGUCCCAUCAGAGGAUGAACGCAGUGAUAUCACGACCAAGGGUCUCGCCCUUCAG
Messenger RNA from Cladocopium goreaui, 1692 nucleotides. The record is from the annotation of a GenBank genome assembly. NCBI's taxonomy places the organism in Eukaryota, Dinophyceae, Suessiales, Symbiodiniaceae.